This is a messenger RNA of Candida albicans SC5314, 1227 nucleotides long. RefSeq names its product coenzyme A transporter (gene LEU5). Lineage: Eukaryota; Fungi; Ascomycota; Pichiomycetes; Serinales; Debaryomycetaceae. The transcript has a single exon. Gene Ontology annotation, biological process: transmembrane transport. Bases 1 to 1227 code for a protein of 408 amino acids. The record is from RefSeq and is a predicted model, not a curated record.
AUGACCCAAUCUAAUAGUGACUCGUCAAGUACUGGCGACGUACCCAAUAUCAACACUUCGCUAAUACCGUCGAUCUCAAAACCAGUAUACUCACGUAUCCCUAUCCCGGGCCAUUUAAGCAAUGAUCAAUCCACCCCCAUUGAGGAUAUUAAGAUUAUCGAUAAACAGAGCAUAGACUAUAUAAUAAGGUCAGGUCUAGCUGGUGGCUUAGCUGGAUCUUGUGCCAAGACCUUAGUGGCACCUUUGGACAGAAUCAAGAUCUUGUUCCAAACAUCAAACCCAGAAUUCAUAAAGUAUAGAGGAACAUUUGGCGGGUUCAUUGAUGCUGGAAAACGUAUAUGGAAAACCGACGGGGUAAUGGGGUUGUACCAAGGUAACUCAGUGACUUUGUUACGUAUCUUCCCCUAUGCAGCAAUCAAAUUUGUUGCCUAUGAACAAAUUCGUACUUUUUUGAUCCCAAACGACAGUUACGAAACCGCCGCUAGAAGAUUUAUGGCUGGGUCGUUAUCAGGACUAGCAUCGGUGUUUUUCACGUAUCCACUAGACUUAGUUAGAGUGAGAUUAGCAUUUGAAACUAGAAACUUGUCUCAUUCACAAAUCCAUCACCACCACAAAGAGUUUAUGGCCCAUCGUCGAGGAAGAAUAUUUUCUACCGUCAGCCUAAUUUAUAACGAAAACCCACCAAUCAAAACCACUGACCCGUCGUGGUUGAAAUUAAUGCGAAAAUCGUUCCCGUCACCCAUAAACCAUUUAGCCAAUUUCUACCGUGGGUUUGCCCCGACAAUAUUAGGUAUGAUCCCUUACGCUGGUGUCUCAUUCUACACUCAUGAUUUGUUGCACGAUAUUUUGCGCUCCAAAUGGCUCGCAAAAUAUACUGUCCAAUCAACCAACCACCAAAACGUCGUGGUAAAGAAAAAGGGGAAAUCGUCCAGAGAAUCACGUGCGCCCCUAAAAGCAUAUGCACAAUUAUUUGCUGGUGGGUUGGCUGGGUUAUGUUCCCAGACCGCCGCCUACCCGUUUGAAGUUAUCCGAAGAAGAAUGCAAGUGGGAGGCGCCAUAAACCAGGGUCAGUUUUUGUCAUUCAAAAACACAGCAAAACUAAUCUAUCGAGAGAACGGACUUCAAGGGUUUUUCGUUGGGUUGAGUAUUGGUUAUAUGAAAGUAGUGCCCAUGGUUGCAUGCUCGUUCUUUGUCUACGAAAGAAUGAAAAAGUUCUUAGGUAUAUAG